Molecule: messenger RNA, 211 nt
Organism: Gongylonema pulchrum
Lineage: Eukaryota; Metazoa; Nematoda; Chromadorea; Rhabditida; Gongylonematidae
Source: the annotation of a GenBank genome assembly
GGCCUGGAAAGGAAAACUUUCAGGCAAAAUCACCGCAGUCUUGUCCCAGCAAUUUAUACGUCGACAUGGGCUACAAGGCCAAUCCGAAGCGUUCUUCACUGGCGCCAUCUCUUCAGAAAAGAAGUCUACAUAAACCAGAAUCAUUCGAGCAAGCGCCACUUGCACCGCUUGCACUUGAUACUUUUGAAAUCAUGCAGGAAUUUAAGUAAAA